Sander lucioperca (pikeperch) is the source of this 2383-nucleotide messenger RNA. Its product is annotated as cytohesin-4-like. The record is from RefSeq and is a predicted model, not a curated record. Gene Ontology annotation, molecular function: guanyl-nucleotide exchange factor activity. Bases 139 to 1341 code for a protein of 400 amino acids. The transcript has 13 exons. Lineage: Eukaryota; Metazoa; Chordata; Actinopteri; Perciformes; Percidae. Gene Ontology annotation, biological process: regulation of ARF protein signal transduction.
ACCAGAAAUGUAGCAACAGACUGUUGAGUGAACUUGGAGUCUCUUCAGUGUCAGCGAAUGGCAUCGCCGGCUCUUUUUUCACUCUGACACUCAGCUUGUUUCCUGUACAGCCGUCAGUCGCUCUACACCAUCAACAACAUGGCUAUACGCAGAAAAGACAGCUUCCUUUGGGGGAAAGCUCCACCAAAACCCCCCCCAGGAGAGAGGGGGCAGGGUGAAGGCAUCAAGAUUCACAAGUUUGAGUUGCUGGAUGACAUUCAGAAGCUGAGAAUGGAGAUUAAUCACGUCAUGCCAGAAAUCCACAGCCCUGAACCAAAGGAGCAGAAUAAAAAUGAUGUGAGGAACAGGAGAUUCAUACGAGGGAAAAAGAAAUUCAACAUGGACCCCAAAAACGGUGUCCAUUACCUGGUUGAAAAUGACCUCCUGGAAUGGCGAGCAGAGUCGGUGGCCGAGUUUCUUUACAAAGAGGAGGGACUGAACAAGACCGCCAUCGGCAACUUCUUGGGAGAAAGGGAGGAAAUGCAUCUGCAGACACUGAAGGCGUUUGUGGGCCUGCAUGAAUUCUCAGACCUGAAUCUGGUGCAGGCACUGAGGCAGUUUCUGUGGAGCUUUCGUCUCCCGGGAGAAGCUCAGAAGAUUGACAGGAUGAUGGAGGCGUUUGCAACUCGCUACUGCGACUGUAACCCAGGGGUCUUCCAAUCCACAGACACAUGCUACAUCCUGUCUUUUUCCAUCAUCAUGCUCAACACGAGUCUCCACAACCCCAACGUGAAAGACAAGCCCAGUCUGCAGCGGUUUGUUUCCAUGAACAGAGGAAUCAACCACGGGGAGGACCUACCCACAGAGCUGCUCACGAAACUGUACGCGAGCAUCCGCAGUGAGCCGUUCAAAAUUCCAGAGGAUGAUGGGAACGACCUCACGCUGACGUUUUUUAAUCCAGACAGAGAAGGCUGGCUCCUUAAAAUCGGUGGACGAGUUAAAACCUGGAAAAGGAGGUGGUUCAUUUUGACAGACAGCUGCUUGUACUACUUUGAAUUCACCACAGAUAAAGACCCAAUUGGGAUUAUUCCUCUGGAGAAUCUGUGUGUCAGGAAGCUACAAGACACAAACAAACCGUAUUGUCUGGAGUUAUAUAACCCCAAAGGACAAAAAAUCAAAGCCUGCAAGACGGAGAACAAAGGCAGAGUGGUGCAGGGUAAACACCAGUCUUAUAAGCUCAGUGCAGCCAGUGCAGAAGAACGGGACGCCUGGAUAGGAGCGAUCAGGGCAAGCAUCACCAAAGACCCGUUUUAUGACCUGGUGUCUCUACGAAAAAGGAAGGUCAUCAGCAACACUUCCUAAUAGCAAGGAAACACAAGACAUCAGAGGAAACAACAUCCGAGUUUGGAUCCUGGACGAUGUGUUUUAUUGGAAGAAUCAUACGUGUUUUUAUGACAAAAAAAUUUCAAAAAACUGACUCGCACAGCAUUUCAAAGAAAUGUACAAAUAGGGAACUAACACCUGCUUACGUGCAAAACGAUACAAACAAUUCUAUAAGAGGCUCUGCAGUGUUAAGUCUUAACAACACUUCUGCAAUGUGCACGCACUACUGCUUCAGAGACGGGAUGCUACUGACAAACAUCUGCUGCAGCACUGCCCCCCUGGAAUCUGAUUGGCUACUUCUGGUGACCCCCAUACCAGACUCAGAAAAGUGAUAAGAAGUUGGCUUGUAAGUGUCAUGGGUGGAUUAAUGAACGGGCCUACUGGGUGCCGGCCAUUUCUUGUGGGAGAGAAAUGCUCAACAACUACAACAUGUACAACAACCACAAAGAGAUGCAAAAAAAACUGAAAAGAGAUGCAAAAUGACCCAAAAGGAGACUCAAUAUGACUAAAACAAGACUCAAAUGGACUAAAAAGAGAAGUAUAAAGAGAUGGAAAAAGACCACAAAGAGACUCAAAAUGACUGAAAUAAGACUCACCACAACAACACAAAGAGACACAAACCUAAUACAAAGGGAAAGUAUCGGUUUCAUUUAUAGUAAUUGUGUGUCUCUUUCAGUCAGGGGGUCUUGUUCCUGUGUAGGAGGGUUGGGGACCUUGUACAUGUCUGUAUCCAGGGGCCCAUUGUCUCAUAAUCUGUCAAUGACUGUAGGAUCUUUGAAGUUACAAAUAGCAAUUUUUAAUUGAUAUUAUUUCAUAUAAGAAUUAGAGGUGUGACGAGAUAUUGUCCUCACCAGAUCUCGCGAGAUUAAACGUGACGAGAUUUCUCGUCGAGGUAAAAAGUGUCUCGCGAUAUCAGUACACAAAUGUAGAGCAGCAGCCUUCAAAUUAGCAUAGAAAAUCCCCUGGCCGUUCUCCAAAGUUGACUCCGAGUUUACUUUUGCAGAGGUUCUCUGAGUGAAGA